Messenger RNA from Opisthorchis viverrini, 1586 nucleotides. RefSeq lists its product as hypothetical. The record is from RefSeq and is a predicted model, not a curated record. The transcript has 6 exons. The annotation marks the transcript as partial. Gene Ontology annotation, cellular component: membrane. Lineage: Eukaryota; Metazoa; Platyhelminthes; Trematoda; Opisthorchiida; Opisthorchiidae.
GGGAUCGCCCUGAUUCCUCGAAACAUAAACCGCGCAAAAGUCCGUCAGAUUCCACGAAAGAUGAAUCUGAACUCCCAAAAUCAACUUUGCGAGUGGCUUCCUCAGUCCCUGAUCUGACAAUUACACUGAGACAACUGUCGAAGGAUGCACGCCGGCGUACAGAUAUCCGUGAUUUGAACUGGAAUCCGGUCGGUGAUUCUCGUCCAAGUUUAGACACAACUAAGCAACCGAUGAGAAGUCCAUCGAGACGUCAAUCAAAAACACCGAGGGGGUCAGCAGGUCUAGAAAAUAAUCGACUUGAAGAUUAUCUGGAACCGAUACUGCGUGAACUCCAUUCAAAACAGGGCAAGAUUUCAAAACGAAGACAGGACACAAAGCGUAUUCCAUCUCGAAGCGCAAAACGCAGACCGCUUGAGAAAAUCACUGAUGAAGAGGCUGUCCUGGAACUGGCAAAACUUUCUCCAGAUAUUCUACCGGAAAAAGUUGGUAAGAAUUUAAUCCGCGAGUUUACUGACCGGAAGGUCCGUGGUUCGAACCCGAGCUCUACCUGUCAACUUCGCCUGUCUAAGCUUGAGCAAUCAGGCAGUAUCCUAGCCCUCAUGUUACUUUCGGCUGGAAUGGCAGUUAUGCACCGAAAAAGUCCUACAGCUGAACGAUUCAUGAGUCCUGUCAUAUUCUUUAGCAGAUUCUCACCAUCGGUCUUCAAUGAGUGGCGCACAAUCACUUAUCCCACAGGGUCACAGUUCUUUCCAACCAAUGGUCAAUCGGUACCAUUCAUUGGUGAAGGAAAGGAGCCGCCGGCCCUCUUACCCACCAGACGAUCCAGUCAAAUGUCUCCAUUGUCUGUAACUCUCUUCGACCCAGUCGUGGAUGAUUCGGUUUCUCUGUGCUCACCCAAUCAUCUGCGCUACCGCUUUGCCCGAUCAACGAGUGAUGUGAUGUUGAGCAAGCAAGGCAGUCGGAUUUUGGCGAGCCAGCCCAAUUUGGCUGCUUCAUUCGGUAAGCUGGGGGCGAGAUGGCCCAAGUGGUUAGAGUGCGAAUUUACUGACCGAAAGGUUCGUGGUUCGAACCCGACCUCCAUCUCUCAACCUCCCUUGUCUAGGCUCGGGCAACCUGGCAGUAUCCCAGCCCUCAUGCAACUUUCCGGUGGCAUGGCAGUUAGGCACCAAAAGGGUGCUACAGCUGAACGAAGCGCAUUGUUGUUGGUCCUUGGAAUGGAAAUUCCGAAUGUACCGUUCCUUCGACCCAUGCUCAAUGUGGAUGCCCCAAGAGACGAAUAUCUGAUUUAUAACGAAGCUAUCGCAUCGGUCUACUCCUAUCCCUGGUUUCAUUUCAUCUACGCUUUGGCAACGCUCUACCUGAUGACCCAGUUGACUAACUGGUUCAACCCUCACAUUUCCGGUGUGGAAACGCUAUCAAGCUCGUGGGCCAAUAUGUGGAUGAAGCUGGCUUCCAGCUGGAUCGCGCUGGUUUUGUAUGCCUGGACAAUCGCCUGCCCGCGACUUUGCAUCGGUCGAAAACUGGGUGAAACACCACUAACGCCUAGGACUCCUCAAAUGAGCACAACCGCCGUCUUGCCGGUGUGA